This is a messenger RNA of Musa acuminata subsp. malaccensis (wild Malaysian banana), 2858 nucleotides long. RefSeq names its product type I inositol polyphosphate 5-phosphatase 4-like. NCBI's taxonomy places the organism in Eukaryota, Viridiplantae, Streptophyta, Magnoliopsida, Zingiberales, Musaceae. The record is from RefSeq and is a predicted model, not a curated record. Gene Ontology annotation, molecular function: inositol-polyphosphate 5-phosphatase activity; phosphatidylinositol-4,5-bisphosphate 5-phosphatase activity; phosphatidylinositol-3,4,5-trisphosphate 5-phosphatase activity. Gene Ontology annotation, biological process: phosphatidylinositol dephosphorylation.
ACUCUCUCUCGGGCGACUGCACUCUUUCCUUCUCCAAAAUCCAAUCUUUUUCGCUUCCAUGCAUUUGGCUCCAUAGUUCCCACUUCUCCAAACCUAUAUUUCUAAGCUCCUUUCUUUCAGUCACCAAGCCUUCACAUCAGAACCCAUCUGGGAAAGGGGAAAAAAAAUCACAUUUUUCUUUUUCUAAAGAGAAUCUGGCAGUGAUCCUGUCUAGUUUCUUUGGUCUCUUAGAAUUAACCACUAAAUAGAUUGGUAAGGGAAGCAAAGUACCUCUCUCUUUAUUUUCCAUCAGAAUACCUGCUUUGCUCUCUGCUACUCUCAAGAAUCCAAGAAACAGUGUGGGGAGUAGGAGGAAGUGGCUUCUUUCUCUUGAUCCUGUUGUGGUUCCAGAGGCGAUAAGAUGGUGGCCGAGAACGAAGUUUUACUCCUUUCCAUCUCGUGCCUUUUUAAUGCCUGAGGAGCCGUAGACACCCGCCAUUUACUGGGUUGCAUGAGGACACUCCGAAACAAUGAAAGAUGGGAGUUCGAAGAAAAGCAAGCUCUCAUGGUCCAAGGCCUUUGUCAGGAAAUGGUUCAACAUCAAGAGCAAAACUCAAGACUUCCAUUCAGAUGAUGUUGCUAGAGGGGGUGGUGAGGAAUGGAGGGGCAGCAUCACAGGGAUGGAAUCAUACUCUGUCAAGAAAAGCAAAUCAGAUAGAUUGUCCAAGAAGAAACCAGAUCAAGCUCGGCGAGGAAAGAUCGAUCUUGAUGCAGCUGAGGUCACUGAAACCCUGCAUUAUAGGAUCUUUGUUGCAACAUGGAACGUCGGUGGCAAAUCCCCACCCAGUAAUCUGAAUCUUGAUGACUGGCUCCACACCUCACCUGCUGCAGACAUAUAUGUUCUGGGAUUUCAGGAAAUCGUUCCUCUCAAUGCGGGAAAUGUUUUAGGAACAGAAGACAAUGGCCCUGCAAAGAAAUGGGUUGCUCUCAUCAGGAAGACGCUGAACAAUCUCGCAGGCAACAGCAGCAGCGGCAGCUUCCAAACACCCUCCCCUAUCCCCAACCCGGUCGUGGAGUUGGACGAUGACUUCGAAGGAACAUCCACAAGGCAGACAAACUUCUUCCAACGCCGUUCAUUCCAGUCCUUGAGUCGCAGCAUGAGAAUGGACGGAGACAUCUUGGCUCCACAGCCAAGACUAGAUCGUCGACACAGCGUCUGCGACCGAGUCAUGUUAGCAAACAGGCCAAGCGACUACGACCAGAAUUAUCGAUGGGGAGGGUCCUCCGAUGAUGAGAACAUCAGUGCGGAUUCGCCCUCCACGACGGCCUACUUCUCGCCCAUGUCGUAUGGCUUUGGAGCCUCUUCAUCGAUGGAGGCAGUACAGCCAAGAUAUUGUUUGGUGGCAAGCAAGCAGAUGGUGGGAAUAUUUCUUACCAUAUGGGUGAGAGGAGAGAUCAGAGAUGGCAUAAGGAACCUGAAGGUGUCCUGCGUUGGCAGGGGAUUAAUGGGCUAUCUUGGUAACAAGGGUUCAAUUUCGAUUAGCAUGUCUUUGCACCAAACAAGCUUCUGCUUCAUCUGCAGCCAUUUGACGUCUGGGCAGAAGGAUGGAGAUGAACUGCGUCGGAAUUCCGAUGUCAUGGAGAUUCUGAGGAAGACUAGAUUCCCUCCCGUUCAUGGGUUUCACGACGAGAGGUCACCCGAGACCAUCCUUGAGCACGAUCGCAUAAUCUGGCUCGGGGAUUUAAACUACCGCAUUUCUCUUUCGUAUCGAUCCGCAAAGGCGCUCGUCGAAAUGCGUAACUGGAAAGCUCUGCUGGAAAAAGAUCAGCUUCGGACCGAGCAAAGAUGUGGCCGCGUCUUUCAGGGUUGGAGCGAAGGAAGGAUUUAUUUCCCUCCUACCUACAAGUAUUCCAACAACUCGGACCGGUACACAGGAGAUGACAUGAACCUAAAGGAAAAGCGUCGAACACCUGCAUGGUGCGAUCGGAUCUUGUGGUACGGAAGAGGCCUCAGCCAACUCUCUUACGUUCGCGGCGAAUCCAAGCUCUCCGACCAUAGGCCGGUCUCUAGCAUCUUCGCAGCGGAGGUCGAGUCGAUCAAUCAUAGCCGAAUCCAGAACAUGGAUUGCGCUGGCUCUCAAGUCGACAUCGAUGAACUUCUGCAAUUCUCAAGUGGAUACACGGAGCUCAGCUUCUUCUGAAGAUCGCAGGCGUACAGGCUCUUCGAACAAGGCGUGCCUCGUCUCCGUUCAUAGUAAUUUCCUCGGAGCAAUCUCCCUGAUGAAAACGGAAGGGAUUUGCUCACAAAAGGCGGAUUGCAACAUCAAAGCUCAGCUGCAAUUUGCUGUUAUCUUCUGAACCAAAGCUUGAAAUACAUGAAUCCCGAUGGGCAAGAAGCAAACAGCAUGAGACGGUCGUCGUCGUCGUCGUCUUCCUUGAGAUGGAAUCUAAUGCUGGAGAGAGCUCAGUAAUCCAAACAAGUGCUUUUCCGACAGAGUAAUCAGUAGAAGAGAAGCUUUACCACAUAUCCCACAUUCUUUCGGUGGUCAGUGCAAGAAUGCCGACUGUAAACGACAGAGAGAGCUUGCAGGAGGGGCUGACCGAUACUGAUGUGUGCUCGCAGUGCAUCAUCAAACUCCACAGGUUAAAUUACCGAUACCUUCUUUUACUUUUUAUCAUUUUUUUUCUUGUCAGGAGCAAUGGAGAUUUUUGCAGUUGGGAGGGGAGGGGAGGUGGGAAAGGAGGAUACGAACAAUAAUAACGCUUGCGAUUCUUUUCAUGUUUUAUAUGUUGGGAAAGGGCAUGCAUCAUCUGCAUGGACACUCAUUGCACUGGGGAUAAAGAAAAGUAGACUCUCUCUCUCUCUCUCUCUCUCUCUC